Messenger RNA from Trichosurus vulpecula (common brushtail), 649 nucleotides. RefSeq names its product lysozyme C. Gene Ontology annotation, molecular function: lysozyme activity. Bases 75 to 518 code for a protein of 147 amino acids. Lineage: Eukaryota; Metazoa; Chordata; Mammalia; Diprotodontia; Phalangeridae. The record is from RefSeq and is a predicted model, not a curated record. The transcript is spliced from 4 exons. Gene Ontology annotation, biological process: defense response to Gram-negative bacterium; defense response to Gram-positive bacterium.
AAUUUAAGAGAGAAGUUAAAUACUGGGGCACAUCUCAGCCUCAGCACUUUGAGAAGUUUGACUACUCAGGCAACAUGAAGGUCCUCUUUCUUCUGGGAUUCAUCUUCUUCUCCAUGGCAGCCCAUGGUAAAAGGAUGGAAAGAUGUGAAUUUGCCAGAAGAAUAAAGCAGCUACACCUGGAUGGGUACCAUCAGAUCAGCCUGGCUAACUGGGUGUGCUUGGCACAGUGGGAGAGCGGCUUUGACACCAAAGCUACAAACUACAACCCUGGAGAUCAAAGCACUGAUUACGGGAUAUUGCAGAUCAACAGUCACUACUGGUGUGAUGAUGGCAAGACACCACAUGCAGCAAAUGAGUGUAAAGUCAGGUGUUCAGAACUUCAGGAAGACGACCUUGUUAAAGCAGUAAAUUGUGCAAAGAAGAUCGUAGAUCAACAAGGCAUUCGUGCAUGGGUGGCCUGGCGAAACAAGUGUGAAGGAAAAGAUCUUUCCAAAUAUCUUGAAGGUUGCCAUCUUUAACCUGCCACCUUUAGGACCUUCAACUUAUCAUGAUUCCUCUGCCUAUAAAGAAGCUUUUUCAAAUCAAAAAUUAAUUUUUCUCUCUUAAAAUACCAUUUUCUCAAAUAAAUCUGGCGUAGAUGAAACAACUA